GCGCAGCUCGCAGGCUGGGGGUUGGCGCUGAAUCUGUGGGUAUUGCAGUGUCAGUGCUCGGGGCUGCUCCGUAUGUCUGUCCAGAUUAUGGACAGCGUUUUUAUUCAGCACAGCGUCAAGGUCCUCCAGGCUCUGAACAAACAGAGAGAAGAAGGCAGAUACUGCGACGCCACGCUGGUUGUUGGCGAUGUUAACUUUAAAGCCCACUGGAGCAUCUUGGCCUGCGGUAGCCCCUUUUUCCAGAGUCUUUACGGAGACGGCACAUCGACGAACAUCAUUCUUCAUGAAAGCUUCUCGGAAGUGAUCGGGCUCGUGCUGGACUUUCUGUACACCGGGGAACUCGCCCUGUCGCAGCAUAACGUUCAGAAAGUGCUUUUUGCUUCUAAAGAACUGGGGGUUUUUGAGGCUGUCGAAGUCUGCGAGAGGUUUCAGCCCAAAUGUUUUGACUCCGGGGAUCCAAGCGAACGAUAUCUCCAACCGUCCGGCGCCAAUGAAUCUUUGAAUGGACAUCUGAAACAGGCAGAGGAGUCGGAGGGAGAAGAGGCAUUGAAAGGGAUUUCGGAACUGAGCAGCGUUCCUGCUGUAGACGCUCCUUCUGGAGAAGACCUCGGACGAGACAGAAGCCUCUGCUUGCUUCAGGGGGCAGAGGAAAACUUAUCUUCUCAGACGACCAUCAUUAAAAAUCUAGAUUAUACAGAAGACGGGCAUGAACGGGAAUUCAAGAGGCAAAGGAGAGGGCAAAAGAGCGAACAUAGCCUUGGCUGCGAUGGAGAUUACAUCACGUGGGAGUUGGAAGUUGACCACAUCCACGAUGUUAUAGCGGAGGAAGAUGGAUACAUUGAUGGCGAUCUUGAUGAGGAUUAUGUCCCUGAGAAGAGGGCCCAGAACCCCAAGCGUAGGUUGUGUCCGGCCAAGAAGAGCGGCCUUUCAGAAAUCACCACCGAAGAUAAGAUGCUUGACGGUGAAAAUCUUAAGAACAGGAGAAACGCCGCCAUGCCAGCUGAAUGCCCCACCUGUCAUAAAACAUUUCUCAGCAAGUAUUACCUAAAGGUGCAUAACAGGAAGCAUACAGGAGAGAAACCCUUUGAAUGCUCCAAAUGCGGCAAGAGCUAUUUCAGGAAGGAAAAUCUUAUGGAACACGAGGCGAGGAACUGCAUGAACAGAACGGAGCAGGCAUUUUCUUGUACGCUGUGUCAUGAGGUUUUCAAAAGGAGAAUGGAAUUAAGAGUCCACAUGGUUUCCCACACCGGGGAUAUGCCUUACAAAUGUAAUACCUGCACCCAACAGUUCAUGCAGAAGAAGCACCUACAGAGUCACAUGAUCAAGUUACACGGAGCCCCAAAGCCGCACGCUUGCUCUACUUGUGGGAAAUGUUUCUUUACGCGCACUGAACUCCGUUUGCACGAAGCGUUUAAGCACCGCGGGGAGAAGCUGUUUGUGUGUGAGGAGUGCGGGCACCGGGCUUCGAGCCGCAGCGGGCUACAGAUGCAUAUCAAAGCCAAGCACAGAAAUGAGCGUCCUUACGUUUGUGAAUUCUGCCAUCACGCUUUCACCCAGAAAACCAAUCUGAAUAUGCACCUGAAGACCCACACUGGAGAGAAACCCUUUCAGUGCCACCUCUGCGGGAAGACGUUCAGAACACAAGCGAGCCUGCACAAGCACAACCGGACACAUACCGGGGAACGGCCUUUCAGCUGCGAGUUUUGCGACCAGAAGUUUACAGACAAAACUCCUCUUUUAAGGCACGUUGCCAGCCGACACCAGGAAGGACGACCGCAUUUUUGUCAAAUAUGUGGCAAAACCUUUAAAGCUAUAGAACAAUUGCGUGUUCAUGUGGCGAGGCACAAAGGAGUCCGCAAGUUUGAAUGUACCGAGUGUGGUUACAAGUUCACCCGCCAGGCGCACCUGAGACGCCAUAUGGAAAUCCACAACCGCAUCGAAAACUACAAUCCGCGCCAGAGGAAACUUCGUAAUUUAAUUGUUGAAGAUGAAAAGACUGCGGUGGUUGGUUUGCAGAACCCUGGUGACAUAGUCGACUUACAGAGUCCUUCUGUGGUGGUGGGCUUGCAGAAUCCACCAGCUGUGGUCACUUUGCCAAACCCGUCAGUGGUGGUCGGUUUACAGAGCCCACAUGAACUGGAAGUUGGCCACGGCGAGGUCAUAGUCGAGUCCAUUAACUCCAACGCCCUCCCCGAAGAGGUCACGGAGCAAAGAAUAUGCACAGGAGAUGCCUUCUCCCCUGAUGUCAUAGAGCAGUCCAUCUUCAUCACAGCAACAACAAUUCCUGAUGAGGAUUGUGAAACAUGAUGACCUCUUUUGCUCCACAUUACAUUAAAAAUAAGAUUUUAUUUAUUAA
Messenger RNA from Spea bombifrons (plains spadefoot toad), 2356 nucleotides. It is a transcript of the gene ZBTB48, whose product is annotated as zinc finger and BTB domain containing 48. The record is from RefSeq and is a predicted model, not a curated record. Gene Ontology annotation, molecular function: protein binding; RNA polymerase II cis-regulatory region sequence-specific DNA binding; DNA-binding transcription factor activity. Gene Ontology annotation, biological process: regulation of transcription by RNA polymerase II. NCBI's taxonomy places the organism in Eukaryota, Metazoa, Chordata, Amphibia, Anura, Pelobatidae. The transcript is spliced from 11 exons. Bases 73 to 2307 code for a protein of 744 amino acids.